UCUGUUUCUGUUCUGUCUGUUGUGCUGAAGCUUCCAUCCAGGAUGGAUCUAUCUUCCCCAGGUUGGAGUUGUUUUAAGAAAUAAAACUUACUUGUUUUAAUGAACAAGGGAGUGAAAGUGAUUUAUUUCAUAGGCGCUGAAAGCUGGAAAGUUUCCGCUGCUACAAGCUGCAGUUUGAACUGUUAUCUAAACUUCAGAAGAAAGAAUUCCGAGACGUUUAGAAACGAGGCUUGACUUUCGUGAUAGAAGCAGAAACUGCGCAACGGGAGCGCACUGGACAGUUAUCUGCUACGCAGCUUGGACUUGGAUGCAGGCAAAUAGAUGCCUGACAAGCGUGCUAAGCAAGGGGUUUUUGCUACGCUUCUACAACUCUGCUGAUAGGUUAUGGAUCCAAUCAAUACAGCUUUCAUAAGCCUAUGAACUGCUGUGGAAAAGUUGCUGCUCUUUGGAAAGCCGUAAAAAUUCCAGCUGGGAGGUUGUGCAAACAAGGUGCAUCAAUCUCGCUGGUAUCUUCUCUUCCGGAGGUCCGUCUGCUGAAGGAGACUCCAGCCGUUGGAAACGAUGCGACACUUGGGAAGAGUCGCACUCUCUCCAGUAUACUUCGUGAUCAGUGUGAUCAUGAGAAUUUUCUCUAAGCCUCUGCCUCCCAUUACCCUAGAGAAUCCAGAUGUGAAAUAUGCUCUGCGGCUGAUUGACAAAGAGGAGAUUAGUCAUGACACAAGAAAAUUCCGUUUUGCCUUGCCAUCCCCAGAACACAUUCUAGGCCUUCCUGUUGGGCAGCACAUCUACCUCUCUGCAAGAAUUGAUGGGAAUCUGGUGAUCAGGCCCUACACACCAGUUACCAGCGAUGACGACAAAGGUUAUGUGGAUCUUGUUGUGAAGAUAUAUUUCAAAGGAGUUCACCCAAAAUUCCCUGAAGGAGGGAAGAUGUCUCAGUACUUGGAAAGCCUAAAAAUAAAUGACACGAUUGAGUUUCGUGGACCCAGUGGACUGCUUGUCUACAACGGGAAAGGCGUAUUUGCUAUUCGUCCUGAAAAGAAAUCUGAACCGGUUCUUAAACAUGUCAAAUAUGUGGGGAUGAUAGCAGGUGGAACAGGAAUUACCCCCAUGUUGCAACUCAUUCGGGCUAUCAUGAAGGAUGAAGAGGAUCCCACCAUUUGCCAUUUACUCUUUGCUAACCAGACUGAGAAUGACAUCCUGCUACGUCCAGAACUUGAGGAAGUGCAGGCUCAACAUUCAAACCGUUUUAAACUGUGGUACACGUUGGAUAGAGCACCUGAAAGUUGGGAUUACAGCCAAGGAUUUGUGAGUGAAGACAUGAUCAGGGACCACCUGCCCCCGCCACAAGACGACGUUCUCAUCCUGAUGUGUGGCCCCCCUCCAAUGAUUCAGUAUGCUUGCAUUCCCAAUCUGGAUAAAUUGGGAUAUUCCAAAGAGAUGAGAUUUGCGUACUAAAGGGGAAUGGAGGAAUGAUGAAAUCAGAAUGUGUAAGUGGGGAAAAGAAUGGAUGGAAGUGCGUGGAACAACAGGGAACAAGGCAGAAACAGUGCCUGAGGCAAAGGGGUGUUGAAGCUGCAUUCAGAGAGACUGCCAAACUCUCUAUACAAGUUUGGUGUCUUCUUAUUAGUGACACGCUGAAAAUUCUGUAAUGGAUAUCUGUGUUGCAUAUGGUAUCUUUAGCUUCGCUAUGCUUAAUAAAUCUGUUGUAAGGCCACUGGAUUAACUCUUUCACAAUAGAUAGGCAAACUGUAGCCGGCCUCUUGCAUCACCAAAGAGUUUCUUCCUGAUAUAGCACGCUUAUGUGAUGGAAGGAAGAGUUUUCUUGUCACGAAGCUAUACAAUGAGCAGUUUAAGCAUAGCUGUAUUAAAUACACACUGAUCAAUAAUUGAAAUUUCAUUAUUGCCUUUAUUUGAAGAUUGGUGGUUUAGCCAGUUUGGGGUGGGGGGUGGGGAGUGUUGCUUAUUUAAUGAAAAUACAUUAGAAACCUUUGUAUACUGAGAACACACAGCUGAUUUAUUGUCUCACUAUAGAGCAACGUCUUCCUUAAGUUUCUCUUGCUAAGCAUUCCCAAGCAAAGCUUUGUACACCAAGUGUUCCUUAAAAUGCUUCCUCCCUUCUUUAGUAGUGAAGUGUGUAAAACAGCCCAGUGCUGAAGACAUUUAUGUGGAAAUAAGUCCCACUGAUUUUUUAAAAAUGGUAUUUAAGUUGUAAUUGAUUUUUUGGAAGUCGAGUCACGUUUGGAAUGCUGUGGGACAUCAAACAGUUACUUAAAGCUCUAAGUGUGUGUUGUAUAUAUCUUCUUAAACUGUAAGCUUUACAACUGCCAGAAGGGAUCGGAAAGCAGGUAUUCUUUAUUAUCUGGUAAAGAAUGAAGACUUCUACAGAUUCCAGAGAGAUGCACGUAAGGCCUAUUAACUGCAGAGAUAUCGUGUGCAUUUUAACUACUCUUUUUAUAUAGAUCUUUUAUAAGUUGCUAAAUAGCUUUGUUUGUUAAAUUAAAAUUCUGUGGCCAGAUUCCCCCCAAAAUUAAUUCCAUUGUGUAUGAACGUGUGUGUGUGUGAUGAAGUCUCGCAUUCUCGAAUGAGUAAGUUCUAGUCUCUUCCAGACAUCCUUUUUUUAUCUGCAUGGGCUACUAUCCCACUUGGACAUUGGGAUAAAAAGCCACAUUGAAAUGAAGUGAAAACUCUGCAAGCUGUGCAAGCACUCCUCUUGGGUGCCUUCCAGUUAUUUCAGUUGGGGGUGGAUUGUGCACAAACAACUUUAGGCAGACUCUGCCUUCCUUUUGUCCAUUUCAUUAAAACUAGAACUGCAGCCUGGCGUCCCUCCCUGUGCCUUUGCUGUUUUUCCUUCCACCUAGAGAGAACAGGCUCCUCAGUCUAUUUGAGCAUGCUUCUGUCCUGUCCUGUAUGCUGAUUCCAAGGCUCUUCUAUAUCUUGCCCUGAAGCAUCCUGUGGGCUGAGUUGAUCAGUUUCAGGACUGCUGCGUAGCAGUACCAUACUUGCCCUUGUUGGGAGGAGCAAUGUAUGGUGUUUUGAGGAACAAAAGCAAGCCACUACAGUACAUAUAUUUGCUGAAAUCUUUUGAGAAGGGGGUGGGAGGGGUUGCAGCCUGAUUGAAUGCCAGUCAAGGGUGCACAAGUUAGGACCUGGAAAGUGGAAGAGCAAGAGGCCGAAGAAGAUAGAACAAAACACUAGAAUGGUUUUACUUCUGUGUGUGCUAAAUUCCUCGAUUGCUUAUUUUCUGCCACAAGAGUUGCUUCAAAGUCCAUGUAACUAUCUUUUUGCUUAAUAUUUUUGUAUAUCACUGUGGGCAAAGGGAGCCUUAACUUUUUAAUAAAUGUAUUAUUGAGGUGUUGAACAGCUCUGGCUCGCCUCACACAAACUCUCUUGUAGGACACAUCCUACCUGUUCAGCAAUUAAAUUUUCCAACUGCAACGUGGUAGAAAUAAAACUUUUUUUGCUUA
Molecule: messenger RNA, 3464 nt
Organism: Zootoca vivipara (common lizard)
Lineage: Eukaryota; Metazoa; Chordata; Lepidosauria; Squamata; Lacertidae
Source: RefSeq, a predicted model, not a curated record